This is a messenger RNA of Diceros bicornis minor, 1066 nucleotides long. It is a transcript of the gene C10H2orf80, whose product is annotated as chromosome 10 C2orf80 homolog. NCBI's taxonomy places the organism in Eukaryota, Metazoa, Chordata, Mammalia, Perissodactyla, Rhinocerotidae. The record is from RefSeq and is a predicted model, not a curated record. The transcript is spliced from 10 exons. The coding region runs from base 1 to 891 and encodes 296 amino acids.
AUGUCCCCGGUCUCUCGCGAGCCGGUGGAUCUCAAUGUCAUCUGCGCUGCAGGUGUCCUCCAGGAGGGGUGUGGGGUGGAGGCAGCACGGCCCCAGCCUGAGGCCACCUCGUGCCUGCUGGUGGUCCUGGUGGUAGUCCUGGUGGUGGUCCUGGCACUGCUGUGUGCAGAGCACACUAGACUGGAGCUGGGAGGGCAGCACCGGAGUGGACGGUACUCGGCCACAGGACUGGACCAGCUGCAGCAGCCUCAGCUGAGGCGGGGGGGGGAAGGGGCUGGGAAGGACCCUAUUCUGCGGACUGAGCUCCCGCGUCAUUCCCAACGGUUCAGUCCUGCUCUCUUGCUUUCAAGGGGAGACUAUAUUGGCCUCAGACUUCGGGAAAAUGAAUUUGACCCAAGAGGAAGAAGGCAGCCCACCUUUCUUGAUGACAUGGCGCACUACGACCUGGCCGUCAGCGCUGCGUCUCAAUGGCUGAAUCACUCAGAAGACCUAGCUUGGCUGGAGUGGAGGGAAGGGAAAAUGCCAUUUCGUGGCAGACCCAUAUAUCCAAACCACAGAGAACGAGAAGCAAUGAUUUUAUCAUCUUACGCUGGACUCUUAAUGAACAGUAUCCCAAUUGAGGAAGUCUUUAAAAUUUAUGGGGCUGAUUCUUCUGCCAAUUCUGGUGCUACCAAGGCCCCGGGGGCUCCCUUCCGCCGCUCCCUGCACCCUUUCGCCCUGUUAACAGCGCCCAAGGCCGCGGAACACGCCCGCCGACAGCGUGUCAAGUUAAGAAGGGGAGCAAAGAGUCAAAACGCCUCCAGCAGCUGUGCAAGGGAAGCAAAUGCCACGGAUCGGAAAUCAUCAAAGAACUUAUCUUUGGACACACGGCCAAAGAACAAAGUCACUUAGAAACUUGGAGUUGCACCGUGGGAGUUCUUGACAAAGUCUCUGGGAGAGGAAGAGAAACAUCACCUUAAAGCUGCAACUCUCGCGGGCACAUGUCCCUCUACAGUGAGCUUUUGAUGCAAAGUGUGUGGAAGUGCUAUGCUGGAUGUGGAGCUUUCUGCUCUUAGAAUCAUACUGU